GAGAACUAUUUCCCACCCACCCCCCCACCCCGACGGGCGCCGUUCAAGGCCGGUCCCUGGAGCAUGCGCAGUGACACCUCACCCCCACCCCUCCCCACACCCCCACCGGGCUCCUGCAUUAAGCCCGGGGUUCGCAGCCGCAGCCGGGAUCAGGCACCCGGGGGCGGGCGGGCACGGUAGGGCCAUGGCUGAGGGUGAGGAUUUGCAGACCUUCACUUCCAUCAUGGAUGCACUGGUUCGCAUCAGUGUGAGUUAAGACAAGCAUGAAGAACAUGGAGAAAGAACUGCUGUGCCCAGUGUGUCAAGAGAUGUACAAGCAGCCACUGGUGCUGCCCUGUACCCACAACGUGUGCCAGGCCUGUGCUCGGGAGGUGUUGGGCCAGCAGGGCUACAUAGGCCAUGGUGGGGACCCGAUCUCGGAGCCCACAUCUCCUGCCUCCACCCCUUCUACCCGCAGCCCCCGCCUCUCCCGCAGAACUCUCCCCAAGCCAGAUCGCUUGGACCGGCUGCUUAAAUCAGGCUUUGGGACAUACCCCGGGCGGAAGAGAGGUGCUUUGCACCCCCAGGUGAUCAUGUUCCCAUGCCCGACCUGCCAGGGUGACGUGGAGCUGGGGGAGCGGGGCCUGGCGGGGCUUUUCCGGAACCUGACCCUAGAGCGUGUGGUGGAGCGGUACCGCCAGAGUGUGAGCGUAGGAGGCGCCAUCCUGUGCCAGUUGUGCAAGCCCCCACCACUAGAGGCCACCAAGGGCUGCACAGAGUGUCGUGCCACCUUCUGCAAUGAGUGCUUCAAGCUCUUCCACCCCUGGGGCACCCAGAAGGCCCAGCAUGAGCCCACCCUGCCCACCCUCUCCUUCCGCCCCAAGGGCCUGAUGUGCCCAGACCACAAGGAAGAGGUGACCCACUACUGCAAGACAUGUCAACGGCUGGUAUGCCAACUCUGCCGGGUGCGUCGCACCCACAGCGGGCACAAGAUCACACCAGUGCUCAGCGCUUACCAGGCCCUCAAGGACAAGCUGACCAAGAGCCUGACAUACAUCCUGGGAAACCAGGACACAGUACAGACCCAGAUCUGUGAGCUGGAGGAGACCGUCAGGCACACCGAGGUGAGUGGUCAGCAGGCGAAGGAGGAGGUGUCACAGCUGGUACGGGGGCUGGGGGCUGUGCUGGAGGAGAAGCGGGCAUCGCUGCUUCAGGCCAUUGAAGAAUGUCAGCAGGAGCGGCUGACCCGUCUCAGUGCCCAGCUCCAGGAGCACCGGAGCCUGCUGGACGGCUCAGGCCUGGUGGGCUAUGCCCAGGAAGUGCUUAAGGAGACAGACCAGCCUUGCUUUGUACAAGCAGCCAAACAGCUGCACAACAGAAUUGCCAGAGCCACUGAGGCCCUGCAGACGUUCCGACCAGCUGCCAGCUCCUCCUUUCGCCAUUGCCAGCUGGAUGUGGGGCGUGAGAUGAAGCUGCUGACGGAGCUCAGCUUUCUGCGAGUGCCCGAGGCACCCGUCAUUGACACCCAGCGCACCUUUGCCUAUGACCAGAUCUUCCUGUGCUGGCGGCUGCCCCCCCACUCACCACCUGCCUGGCACUACACGGUCGAGUUCCGUCGCACUGAUGUGCCUGCCCAGCCGGGCCCCGCCCGCUGGCAGCGAAGGGAGGAGGUGAGGGGCACCAGUGCUCUCCUGGAGAACCCUGACACCGGCUCUGUGUACGUGCUGCGUGUCCGGGGCUGCAACAAAGCCGGGUACGGCGAGUACAGCGAAGACGUACACCUGCACACGCCCCCGGCACCUGUUCUGCACUUCUUCCUCGAUGGCCGCUGGGGUGCGAGCCGCGAGCGGCUGGCUAUCAGCAAGGACCAGCGAGCAGUGCGGAGCGUCCCCGGGCUGCCCCUGCUGCUGGCUGCUGAGCGGCUGCUGACUGGCUGUCACCUGAGUGUGGAUGUGGUCCUGGGCGAUGUAGCUGUGACCCAGGGCCGCAGCUACUGGGCCUGUGCCGUAGACCCUGCCUCCUACCUGGUCAAGGUGGGCGUCGGGCUGGAGAGCAAGCUUCAGGAAAGCUUCCAGGGUGCCCCGGAUGUGAUCAGCCCCAGGUAUGACCCGGACAGCGGGCAUGACAGCGGUGCAGAGGAUGCCACCGUGGAGGCGUUACCACCCUUUGCUUUCCUAACCAUCGGCAUGGGCAAGAUCCUGCUGGGGUCUGGAGCAAGUUCAAAUGCAGGGCUGACAGGGAGGGAUGGCCCGGCUGCCAGCUGCACAGUGCCCCUGCCACCCCGCCUGGGUAUCUGUUUGGACUAUGAGCGGGGUCGAGUCUCUUUCCUGGAUGCUGUGUCCUUCCGGGGGCUCCUCGAGUGCCCCCUGGACUGCUCAGGGCCCGUGUGCCCUGCCUUCUGCUUCAUAGGGGGUGGUGCGGUACAGCUGCAGGAGCCUGUGGGCACCAAGCCGGAGAGGAAAGUCACCAUUGGAGGCUUCGCCAAGCUAGACUGAUCCUUUCUGACGGCUCUGUCCACCUGGAGUCUCACUGGGCCCUGGCUUCCCCGAGCCUCCCACACUGGGUUGUUUCCCCAGCAACAUCUCCCCCAACUCUUCCUGACAUGUGGUCCUGCCCCUCCCCUUCUGUCUGUGUCUUCCCAGGGCUUUCUCUUGACCAAGGAGCUCUCCUCAGCUCACCUCUCUGGAUGCCCCCAUUCUCUCCAUUGCCUGUUGGUUAGCCCCAGCCCCCAUGCCCACCAAGCCUCCGCCCCUUGCCUUGCCCUCGGCAUCUUACCCAAAUCAUGGAGAGAGCCCCUUCCUCACCCCUGUCUUGUGCCAAGGCUGACUGGGAGGGAGGGCGCCUGGAAUACUGGGCAUGAUCCCCAGCUCUGCCCUUCGCCUUGACAAACUCCUUGCCCCGUUGAUGCUGAACUACAUACAGCCUUGGGGCAGAAAGGCUUUUGGUCUCCCGAGUGGGGAUGGGACCCUAUCAUCCUGCUUUAUUUGGAUCUCCCCUACCCCCCAGCCGCAUGCCCCUUCCCUCCCUCUUUUCCCGCUUGCAUGCUUUACCUGUCCUGUAUCCAUGCCAACAUGCCAAGUCUCCCUUGGGGACCCAGCUGAGGCUGGAUGUUCCUGCUGGGUUGGGCCAGGCAAGGCGUCUGGUGCUUGCUGCUGCCUCCCUGCAGUGGGCACUGCUAGACCUGUGCCAAGCAACAGCUGUAACUUUCAUGGUUUAUAACAAUAAACUGUGACGCCAGGCACAUUUCUGCCUUCCCUGAG
Urocitellus parryii (Arctic ground squirrel) is the source of this 3239-nucleotide messenger RNA. Lineage: Eukaryota; Metazoa; Chordata; Mammalia; Rodentia; Sciuridae. The record is from RefSeq and is a predicted model, not a curated record.